This is a messenger RNA of Dracunculus medinensis (Guinea worm), 417 nucleotides long. Lineage: Eukaryota; Metazoa; Nematoda; Chromadorea; Rhabditida; Dracunculidae. The record is from the annotation of a GenBank genome assembly.
AUGGAUAUUCUUGUUAAGCCUGAUUCCCCUGUCAUCGAUUAUAAUAGUCGGUUCAGUGGCUUAACAAAAGAUUUGGUGGACGAAGCGAAAUACGACCUUAAAAAGGCGAGGGAAAGGUUUCUUGAGUUCGUUAACUCAGAAACCAUUCUAAUUGGGCAUAGUUUGGAAAGCGAUUUGAAAGCCCUACGAAUUGUCCACCAGAAAAUAGUAGACACAUCAGAUGUUUUUCCGCAUGAAAGGGGACUACCGUAUAAAAAGUCAUUGAAAAAUAUAUUCAAUGAUAUUUUUCAUUCGAAUAUUCAGGAAAACGGAAAAAUUCGUAACUCAGCUGGUAAUAUUUUAGCCGAUGGCCACGAUUCAAAAGAAGACGCAAGUGCUUGUAUGCGAUUAAUGCUGCACAAAGUAAAAUUCGGCUAA